AUGGCCACCUUACUGAUCAACUGUAAUACUGCUUUAAUGGCGUCCAGAGCUAAACCAAAGAAAGGACACAGCUCGGUUCGUGCCGCGACGGAUAAGCUGAGCAAAGCUGUAACUGUGGAGAAAACUGAGUUUCGAAAAGCAGGGAAGCUGGCAGCUUGGACGAGCAUAAGGCAGGAAAGGUGGGAGGGAGAGCUCCAACUACAGGGAGAAAUCCCUCUCUGGCUGAAUGGCACAUACCUAAGGAACGGGCCGGGCCUAUGGCACAUCGCCGACUACUAUUUCCGCCACCUUUUCGACGGCUACGCCACCCUCGUCCGCCUCCACUUCCACCACGGCCGGCUAGUCGCCAGCCACCGCCAAAUCGAAUCGGAAGCCUACAAAGCCGCCAAGAAGAACAACCGCCUCUGCUACCGCGAGUUCUCCGAGGCCCCAAAGCCCGACGGGUUCUUCUCCUACGUGGGCGGGCUGGCCCAACUCUUUUCCGGCGCUUCACUAACCGAUAAUGCCAAUACUGGGAUCGUACGGCUUGGAGACGGCCGCGUCGUGUGCCUAACGGAGACGGUGAAGGGUUCCAUCCAGAUAGAUCCGGAGACGUUGGGUACUAUUGGGAGGUUUGUGUAUACGGACGGGCUGGGCGGGCUCAUCCACUCGGCCCACCCGAUGGUGACGGAGACGGAGUUGGUGACGUUGUUGCCGGAUUUGGUGCGAGCGGGGUAUACGGUGGUGAGGAUGGAAGCGGGGACAAAUGAGCGGAGGGUGGUUGGGCGGGUCGACUGGGCGGGCCGGACACCGGGCUGGGUUACACUCGUCUUCCGAUGCCGGCAGCACUCAUGUAGAACAUAUACCGAGAUUCUAUUACCAACCUCCGGUAUUUCUCGGUACAGCUCGGUGAAGACGGUAAGAUCCGCCAUAAUCGCCGACUGCUGCGAGCAUCACGGUAACGCAAGUAUUCUUGAUAAACUAGCCUCGGAUUUCAAAUCACUCGCCGGCAGGAUGUCCUACCCGAAACGCAGGGUGGGAGAAAGUUUUACCUCAGUAUGGGAUUGGGCCCGUUCGCCGGAACCACUGGAAUCAGCGCUGGACGAAGAGCAUGAAAGGGGAAUUUGACAUGUGCAGCUAAAUCCCUAUCGAAGCCGCCGUACUCGCUACGCUUAUGCCUGUGGGGGCCAACGCCCCUGCAAUUACCUAAAAACCUUUCAAGAGAAUUUCUGCAACGCAAAAAUACCAUGA
Molecule: messenger RNA, 1230 nt
Organism: Dendrobium catenatum
Lineage: Eukaryota; Viridiplantae; Streptophyta; Magnoliopsida; Asparagales; Orchidaceae
Product: carotenoid cleavage dioxygenase 8 homolog B, chloroplastic
Biological process (GO): carotene catabolic process
Cellular component (GO): chloroplast
Molecular function (GO): carotenoid dioxygenase activity
Source: RefSeq, a predicted model, not a curated record